Aphidius gifuensis is the source of this 2399-nucleotide messenger RNA. RefSeq names its product transferrin-like. NCBI's taxonomy places the organism in Eukaryota, Metazoa, Arthropoda, Insecta, Hymenoptera, Braconidae. Gene Ontology annotation, biological process: iron ion transport. Bases 60 to 2222 code for a protein of 720 amino acids. The record is from RefSeq and is a predicted model, not a curated record. The transcript is spliced from 11 exons. Gene Ontology annotation, cellular component: recycling endosome; early endosome; extracellular region.
GAAAAAUAAACAGUCUGGUCUUUAUUAAAAUACGAAAAAAAUUAAAUUAAAUAUUUAAAAUGGCAAAAAAAUAUAUCCAGCUAUUUUUGCUUGGAUAUUUAGCAAUUGUCAAGUCUGAAAUUACCAAGCAGCCAGUCUUUACAAUGUGUGUACCAGAAGUAUACUGGAAUGAUUGUAUAAAAAUGAUGGAUGAAUCAAUUGUCAAAGGAAUUCCAAUAUCAUGUGUGUCUGGUCGUGAUAGAUAUGAUUGUAUUGAAAAAGUUGGAAGAAAAGAAGCAGAUAUUGUUGCUGUUGAUCCAGAAGACAUGUACUUGGCAGCAAAAAAUAAUUUUGCUGAAGAAGCUGGCUACAGUAUCAUUGAACAGAUAAGAACCAAAGAAGAAGUUGAUGAACCUUACAGAUACGAGGCAGUUGCUGUUGUUCAUAAAGAUCUUGAAAUUUACGAUGUUCAUGGACUAUAUGGACUUAAAUCUUGUCAUACAGGAAUUGGUAGAAAUGUUGGAUACAAAAUACCAAUAACAAAAUUAAAAGCUAUGGGUGUACUUGGUGAUAUUAACAAUUCUGAAUAUUCAGCACGUGAAAAUGAAAUAAGAGCAUUGAGUAAUGUUUUUAAAAAAGGAUGUCUUGUUGGUACAUGGUCACCAGAUCCAACAAUUAAUCAAAGAUUAAAGGAAACUUAUAGCAACAUGUGUGCUCUCUGUGAAAAACCAGAAGUUUGUGAUUAUCCUGAUAAAUAUUCUGGCUAUGAAGGAGCCCUAAGAUGUCUAACACAAAAUGGAGGUGAUAUUGCAUGGACAAAAGUUCUUUAUGUUAAACGUUACUUUGGUUUACCAAUUGGCAAAACAACAGUAUCACCAUCAGUUGAAAAAGCAAGUGAUUACAUGUACUUUUGUCCUGAUGGUACCAAGGUACCAAUUGAUGCAACAACAAAACCAUGCACAUGGGCUGCUAGACCAUGGCAGGGCUACAUGGCAAAUGGACAAGUUAAAGAUGUCGAUGCUGUUCAAAAGGAAUUGUCAGAACUUGGUGUUAUUGGUGAAAAAGAAAAAUCAAAUUGGUGGAAAAAUUUACUUCUUCUUGAUGAUAAAACACUUGCUGUUAAAACAGUUCCAAUUAAGCCAGAAGAACAUCUUAUUGAGGCACAAUAUUUAGAUGUUAUUGAAAGAAAUUCUGGUACACCAGAGAGAGAUGCACGUUGGUGUGUUUGGAAUGAAAAAAGUCUUGAAAAAUGUCGGGCUUUAGCAAAAGCAUCAUUCUCAAGAGAUGCAAGACCACAACUUGAUUGCAUUCAAGAGCAAGAUCAAGAAGCAUGUUUGAUUGCACUUAGAGAUGAUGCAGUUGAUUUAAUAAUGAUUGAUGGAGCUGAUGUAAAAAAAGCCAUUGAAGAAUAUAAUGUUAAGCCAAUUGUUGUUGAAAGCUAUGGAAUUGGCCAGACUCAAUAUCACGAAAUACCAGCAGUUGCUGUUGUAAAAAAAAAUAGCAUGAUAACAAAUUUAGGCGACUUGAAGGGAAAAAAAUCUUGUCAUACUUAUUACAAGAAUGAUUAUGCUGGAUGGAUUGCACCAAUUGAAAUUUUACAAAAAUCAAAUUUAAUAACAUCAGAAAAUAAUAUUGGAGAUUUAUUUGUGUCAUCAUGUGCACCUGGUGCACCAGUUGGAUCAAAACUUUGUGAACAAUGUGCUGGUAAUGUUGCUUCAAAAGAUGAGUCAGUUAUAAUUGCUAGCAAAUGUCAACCAACUCAGGCAGAGGCAUUUAGUGGUGCUAAAGGAGCUCUCAAAUGUUUGGCAAUGGACAAAGGUGAUGUUGCAUUUGUUCCAUUUACUGUAGUUGAACAACUAGUAAAUAUUACUGAUAUCAAUAUAAAACAAGAAGACAUUGUCUUGUUGUGUCCAAAUGGAGGAACUGCAUCAAUAAAUGAAUGGGAAAAAUGUAACUUUGGUCUAGAACCUCCAAGAAUAUUUGUUAGCUCUGAGGGAAAAUCUCCAAAUGUCAUUGAAGAAUUAACACAUGGUAUUAUCGAAGCAACACAUCUCUAUUCAAUGAGACCAGAUCUUCUACAAAUAUAUGGCCCAUGGGGUGGCCAGAGAAAUAUUUUAUUCAAGGAUGAUACAACAGAGCUUGUCGCGAUCGAUGGAUCAUGGAAUCGUUGGGAUCACUGGGCGACUAUCAAAGAAACCCCAGAAUCCUUUGAAACAACAACAAGUUUCACAGAAACAUACUAAUAUAAUUUUUACAACAAUCAAUCGACGACAAUAUUAAUUAUUUUUUUUUUUUCAGUAAACUUAAUUACAAAUAGCUUUUAUAAUAAAACAAUAUAAUAUCAAAUAAAAUCAGGUAAUAUAAAAUAGUUAAGAUUAACUUGCAAAUGAAAAAAAAAAAAAAUAAAAAUUAAUAAAUGA